AUGGCUAGUCUCCUGCAUCAGAUCGUUGCCCUCUGUGCGGCUGUGCUCUUGGCCCUCCAUAGUGCCGAGGCAGCGCAGUUUCACUGGCAUCCGAACGAAGUCCAAGGCACCGCAUGGGACUACAUCGUUGUCGGUGGAGGUCUAUCGGGCCUCGUCGUGAGCCGGCGCCUGGCUGAAGAGAAGGGCACGAAGGUGCUGGUGAUCGAGCCAGGUACGGACGAGCGCAAGAAUCCCGACAUCUACAAGGUCUCCAAGUACGGCGCCGUGUAUGAUACGCCGCUGGACUGGGCCUUUAAGACCACGCCGCAGGCUGUGAUUGGCAACCACACGCGCAAGAUCCGUGGGGGCCGCGUGCUGGGCGGAUCCACGGCCAUUAAUGGCGCCGCAUGGAACCGUGCUGCCAAGUCUCAGUACGAUUUGCUGGGUGACAUUGUGGGCGACGACCGCUUUAACUUUGCUACGCUGCAGUCGUACAUGAACCGCGCCGAAUCGUUUGUGCCGCCCAACGCAGCGCAGCGCAAGGCUGGCGCUGACUAUGUUCCCUCAGCGCACGGCAAGAAUGGCCCUCUGUCCAUUGGUUUCUCGCCUAUCCACCUCGCCAAGCGCAUGUUCACGGGCCCUGCGCCCCGCGUCUUUAUAGAGGCGGUCAACGCUGUUCUCCAUGCGCCCACGCUCCGUGACCAGUGCGAUGGUAACAACACCGGUGUUGCCUUCACGCCUACGUCGAUCAGCCAGCAAGAUACUCGCCAGGCGUCGUAUAUGUACCUGAAUGGCACGCACGACAACCUGCACAUCUUGCUGGGCAACCGCGUCACUCACCUGCUGUGGAACGACGGCACUCCGCGCACGGCCACAGGGGUUCAGGUGCAGGGUAAAGCGGAGGACAAGCCGACGGUCGUCCAUGCGAAUGGCGACGUGAUCCUCGCGGCCGGUGCGUUGAACACGCCCGGUAUCCUCGAGCGCUCGGGUGUCGGCGCGAAAAAUGUCCUAGAGAAGGCGGGCAUUCGGCAAGUAAUCAACCUGCCGGGUGUGGGCAAGAAUCUGCAAGAGCAGACGAUGAACACCAUGGGCCUCAAGGCGAAUGUCAACUACACUGGCGGCGGUCCGUCGAAUACGAUUGCCAACUCAAACAUCUACCAGCUGUUCCGGAAUGCCACCCAGGUGAGGAAGUACAUGUACGAGCACCUGGACGAGUGGUCGAAGAAGCUGCAGUCGCAGGGCCAUGUGGUGCAUGCGAGCACACUGCAGCAGCACUGGAAGUACGUGAUGCACUCGUUCCUGGAGCAGGGUGCGCCAGUUACGGAGCACUUUUUCGACACGGGCUACCCGGCCAACUCGUACGGCAUCGACACGUGGUUCCUGCUGCCUUUCUCGCGCGGCUCGGUGCAUGUAACGUCGCCGGAUGCCUUUGCGCCGCCGACGCUGGAUCCGAACUACUUUGCCGUGCCCAUUGACAUGGAUUUCCAGGUCGCUUCGAUGCGCACGAACCGUCGGCUCUUCCGCCACAUGAGCAAGCAGCCUGGGUUCGAGCAAGGCGAAAAUGUGCCCGGCACAGACCUGGUGCCAGACAAUGAGAAUAACUACGAUGCGUGGCGCGCGUGGAUUCUUGGUCUGGAAGGCAAAGGCUACGGCUUUGGCACGGUGUCGCACCCGAUCGGCACCUGCUCGAUGAUGCCCCAUGCCGAUGGUGGCGUCGUCGGACCACGCUUCUCCCUGUAUGGCGCGACCAAUGUCCGCAUUGUUGAUGCGUCGAUCCUGCCUGUGCAGGUUUCGGCGCACCUGUCUAGUACACUGUACGGUCUCGCUGAAUUCGCUGCCGAUAUGAUUCGCGACCGUGACUGA
Messenger RNA from Malassezia sympodialis ATCC 42132, 1842 nucleotides. RefSeq names its product GMC family oxidoreductase. Lineage: Eukaryota; Fungi; Basidiomycota; Malasseziomycetes; Malasseziales; Malasseziaceae. Gene Ontology annotation, molecular function: flavin adenine dinucleotide binding; oxidoreductase activity, acting on CH-OH group of donors. The record is from RefSeq and is a predicted model, not a curated record.